Molecule: messenger RNA, 1739 nt
Organism: Thamnophis sirtalis
Lineage: Eukaryota; Metazoa; Chordata; Lepidosauria; Squamata; Natricidae
Source: RefSeq, a predicted model, not a curated record
AGCCUGCCGACGAGUCACUCCCGCCGCUCAGCGAAGCUCCCAGCCGAGUCGCCCGCAGCCCCAGGACGCCCAGCCCGCCGGCACGAUGCCGAAAACGAUCAGCGUGCGAGUGACCACCAUGGAUGCUGAGUUGGAAUUUGCCAUCCAGCCCAAUACAACGGGGAAGCAGCUGUUUGACCAGGUGGUGAAAACAAUCGGCCUGCGAGAAGUUUGGUUCUUUGGACUCCAGUACCAGGACACCAAGGGCUUCUCAACAUGGCUGAAAUUAAAUAAAAAGGUGACAGCUCAGGAUGUGCGCAAAGAGAGCCCGCUGCUCUUCAAAUUCCGGGCCAAAUUCUACCCAGAGGAUGUUGCAGAGGAGCUGAUCCAAGACAUCACGCAGCGCCUCUUCUUCCUCCAAGUGAAGGAGGCCAUCUUGAACGAUGACAUCUACUGUCCUCCAGAGACGGCGGUUCUCUUGGCUUCUUACGCGGUCCAGUCCAAAUAUGGGGACUUUAAUAAGGAGGUUCAUAAGCCCGGCUAUCUAACAACUGACAAACUGCUUCCUCAAAGAGUUUUGGAACAGCAUAAGCUUAACAAGGAUCAGUGGGAAGAAAGAAUCCAGGUGUGGCAUGAGGAACAUCGGGGGAUGCUCAGAGAAGACGCCAUCUUAGAAUAUCUAAAAAUUGCACAAGAUCUGGAGAUGUAUGGUGUGAACUACUUUAGUAUUAAGAACAAGAAAGGCUCAGAACUCUGGUUAGGAGUAGAUGCUCUUGGACUCAACAUUUAUGAACAUAACGACCGGCUAACACCCAAAAUUGGCUUCCCCUGGAGUGAGAUCCGUAACAUUUCCUUCAAUGACAAGAAGUUUGUCAUCAAGCCCAUUGACAAGAAAGCCCCAGAUUUUGUCUUCUAUGCUCCCCGGCUAAGGAUUAACAAGCGCAUUCUGGCUCUGUGCAUGGGGAACCAUGAGCUCUACAUGCGCAGGCGUAAGCCGGACACCAUCGAGGUCCAGCAGAUGAAGGCUCAGGCACGAGAGGAGAAGCAUCAAAAGCAGAUGGAGAGGGCUUUGCUGGAGAACGAGAAGAAGAAGAGGGAGAUGGCUGAGAAGGAGAAGGAAAAGAUUGAACGGGAGAAAGAAGAGCUUAUGGAGAAGCUCCGGCAAAUUGAGGAGCAAACAAAGAAAGCUCAGCAAGAGCUGGAGGAGCAAACGCGCAGGGCACUGGAGCUGGAGCAGGAAAGGAAGCGAGCUCAGGAGGAGGCAGAGAAGCUGGCCAAGGAGCGGCAGGAAGCCGAAGAAGCCAAGGAAGCCUUGUUGAAAGCCUCCAAUGAUCAGAAGAAGACCCAGGAGCAGCUGACCACCGAGAUGUUGGAGCUCACCACCCGGAUCUCGCAGCUGGAAUGUGCGCAACAGAAGAAGGAGAGCGAGGCGAUGCUGUGGCAGCAGAAAGCUCUUACCUCUGAGUUGGCCAAUGCGCGGGACGACACCAAAAAGACGAGCAACGACAUGAUCCACGCAGAGAACAUGCGGCAAGGCCGUGACAAGUACAAGACACUCCGCCAGAUCCGUCAGGGCAACACCAAGCAGCGCAUUGAUGAAUUUGAGUCCAUGUAGUCAUUCCUGCCUCUGCUGUACCUCCCCCCUCUUCUGCCCUCCCCCUUCCCCCCAUGCAAAUUUGCGAUGCUGGAACCAUCCACUACAGGAGAGUGAAUAGAUCGGCCUCCUGGGCUGGUGUUCAUAAUAGGACCAAAAAAAAAAA